Nicotiana tabacum (common tobacco) is the source of this 1008-nucleotide messenger RNA. RefSeq lists its product as uncharacterized. The record is from RefSeq and is a predicted model, not a curated record. NCBI's taxonomy places the organism in Eukaryota, Viridiplantae, Streptophyta, Magnoliopsida, Solanales, Solanaceae.
AUGAGUUGGAAUGAUAUUUACAAUAGAUACAGCAGGAAGCUGCAGAUAGAAGAAGAUACCAUCACUCAGUCUCAAAAAGAGGAGAGGGUAAGUUCAAGAUGUGCUGAAACUGGAAAAAGGUCCGGUAAAAAUAGGUACGAGCCCUACAUGGGACCAGCAGAAAGAGACUCGCGUUCAAACACAUCAGAGUUAGUAGCAGUAUUAAGAAGCAUGGGAGAUAAGGUACGAUGGCCAAAGGAAAUGAAAUCAAACCCGAAUAGGAGAAAUCCUGAUUUUUGGUCUGAGUUUCAUAACGAUCAUGGUCACAAAACGGCGGAUUGUAGAUUGCUGCAAGGUGAAGUUGACCAUUUGUUAAAGCAAGGAUAUCUAACCGAAUUGUUUAAUGAAAAAGGUAAGCAAGCGUAUAUAAAGUACAGGCAGGAGCCCCCUAAACCCCCUUCACCAAAAAGGACAGUUAAUGUCAUAAGCAGAGGAGAAGAAAUUAAUGGCAUAACAUAUACGGCAGCCAAGAAUGUUUCAAAAAUUACAGGCACACACGGGAAGCGAGUUCAACAUGUUUUGGAAGAAGAAAGUAGCUCCGUGAAUAUCAUUUUGCUAAGAGUGGUAAACAAAAUGCAAGCUGAAGAUAAGCUGAUACCCAAGGCGCACACCUUAUCUGGUUUUGACAACUCGAGCGUCGUAACAAAAGGGGAGAUAGUACUCACCAUAUUCGUAGAAGGAGUUGUUAAAGACACGAAAUUUCAGGUGGUAGAGAUUGACAUGGCUUAUAAUAUGAUUCUCGGUAGACCAUGGAUUCACGGAAUGGAUGUUGUGCCAUCUACCCUGCAUCAAGUUAUUAAAUUCCCUUCACAACGGGGAAUACAACAAAUCUGUAGUGAUCAGCAAGCAGCUAGGAGCAUCAAUUCCGUAGCAGAUUCAAGCACAAAAACAAUGAAAAAUAGCAAUCACAGAAUCCAGUUGAGGAUGCUGCAACACAAGCCCCAACUGAACACGAGCGAACAGAUGUAG